UCCCGGUUCCUUUCCCUGUCCGAUUCCCGCUCCCUGCUCUCCGCCGCCCGGUGCCCGCUGUGCCUGGGCCUGUUCCGUGACCCGGUCUCCAUCCCCUGCGGCCACAACUUCUGCCGCGCCUGCAUCGAGCGCUGGGCGCGCUCCCGCGGCAGCUUCGCGUGCCCGCGCUGCCGGGACGCGGCCCCGCGGCCGAGCCUGCGGCCCAACCGGGAGCUGGCGGCGCUGCUGGCGGCGCUGCUCCGCCCGCCGGCCCGCGGGGACCCCGCGGAGCGCUGCCCGCCGCACGGCGAGCGCCUGGAGCUGCCCGGCCACACCGAGCGCGGCCCCGCCCGGCACUGCGAGGGGGCGGCGCGGGACAGGAAGGAGGAGCUGCGGGCCCCGAGGGACAGGAGGGGGAGGAUGGAGGGGCUGAAGGCUGCGGAGGAAGGAAAGAGCCGGGACUUGCUGGAGCGCGGGGCCGCGGAGCGGGAGCGGCUCCGGGCGGGGCUGCGGGAGCUGCGGGAGCUGCGGGAGCUGCGGGAGCUGCGGGCGCUGCUGGCGGCGCGGGAGCGGCUCCUGCUGCGGCGCCUGGCGGGGCUGCAGCGGGACCGGCGGCGGCGGCAGCGACGCAGCUCCGGCCGCCUCUCGGAGCGCAGCGCAGCCCGGGGCCGCCGGGGCCGCCGGCUGGAGCGCGGGAGCGAGCGGCCGCCCCGGGAGCUGCUGCAGUGCCCGGGCCGCUGCGGGGCCACCGGGCCACCGGGGCGAGCAGAGCCCGGGCCGCUGCGGGGCCACCGGGGCGAGCAGAGCCCGGGCCGCUGCGGGGCCACCGGGGCCACCGGGGAGAGCAGAGCCCGGGCCACUGCGGGGCCACCGGGGCGAGCAGAGCCCGGGCCGCUGCGGGGCCACUGCGGGGCCACCGGGGAGAGCAGAGCCCGGGCCACUGCGGGGCCACCGGGGCGAACAGAGCCCGGGCCGCUGCGGGGCCACCGGGGCCACCGGGGAGAGCAGAGCCCGGACCGGAGCCCGGAGGGGCUCACCGGGAGCACCUCCCAGAAACUCCUCUCAAAACCCGUUUUUCCCGCUAAAUUAUUCCCCCGGGUGCCCACGGAGUCACCUGUCCAGGACAGCGCAGACAUCCCCGGCAGGUUCGUCCCCGCCGCCUCCUUGUCCGGGGGGCUGCAGAGCCCCGAAAAUCGAGACUCCUCAGCCGGGUCAGCAAACGAGGAGCAGAUCCUAAAAACCCGAGAGGAGUGGGAUGAUAAAAUCCUGGAAAUUUGGGAUGGUGCGGGUUGGAAGGGGCUUUUCCCAUUCCUGAUUUCCGUGGAGAAAAUCUCUCCCGAACUUUCCAGGGAGGAGGCGCAGGGUGAUCCCGAGCCCGCGGAGGCUCCUCGGGAGCCGGCGGAGGAACCCGCGGGGCUGCCCCGGAAAAUCGCCGCGCUCGGCGAGAUGCUGCAGAAAUUCCGAGCCAGCCUGACCCUGGACCCCGACACGGCGCACCCGCGCCUGGCGCUGUCCGCGGACCUGCGGCGGGCGCGCUGGGACCCGGCCCGCGGCGCCGUCCCCGCGCACCCCAAGCGCUUCGACUCGUCCCGCUGCGUGCUGGCUCAGCAGGGCUUCGUCCGCGGCCGCCACUACUGGGAGGUGCGGGUGGUCGCCGGCGCCGCCUGGGCCCUGGGGGUGGCCCGCGAGUCCGUGUCCCGCCGUGGGCGGCUGCGGGCGCGGCCCGAGCGCGGGGUCUGGGCCGUGGGGCAGAGCGGGGGGCGCUGCCAGGCGCUGGCCUCGCCCGGAGCGCCCGUCGCGCUGCCGGAGCCCCCCGAGAUCCUGGGGGUGCUGCUGGACUGCGAGGCGGGCCGGGUGCUGUUCUGGGAGCCGCGCCGAGCCCGGCCCGUGUUCGCCUUCCCGGCCGCGACCUUCGGCGGGGAGCGGCUGCUGCCGCUGCUGUGCCUGGGCCGGGGCUGCGAGCUGGAGCUGUGCUGAACCCCGAAACCGGGGGGACCCGAGCUGCAGCUGUGCUGAACCCCGAAACCGGGGGGACCCCGAGCUGCAGCUGUGCUGAACCCCGAAACCGGGGGGACCCGAGCUGGAGCUGUGCUGAACCCCGACAUCCGGGGGGACCCGAGCUGCAGCUGUGCUGAACCCCGAAAUCCGGGGGGACCCGUGAUGGAGCUGCUGCUGUGCCCGGACUGAACCCCAAAAUCCGGGGGCACCCCGCGCUGGGAAGGGCUGGAAGGAGAAUUUCUGUCCCAAAAUGAGGCAGAAAAGAUUUUUUCUUUAUCGGGAUAC
This is a messenger RNA of Oenanthe melanoleuca, 2262 nucleotides long. Its product is annotated as B box and SPRY domain-containing protein-like. The record is from RefSeq and is a predicted model, not a curated record. The transcript has 7 exons. The annotation marks the transcript as partial. Lineage: Eukaryota; Metazoa; Chordata; Aves; Passeriformes; Muscicapidae. Gene Ontology annotation, molecular function: protein binding.